Talaromyces stipitatus ATCC 10500 is the source of this 2488-nucleotide messenger RNA. RefSeq names its product GDP-mannose pyrophosphorylase A. Gene Ontology annotation, molecular function: transferase activity. The transcript has 4 exons. Gene Ontology annotation, cellular component: cytoplasm. The coding region runs from base 160 to 1482 and encodes 440 amino acids. Gene Ontology annotation, biological process: biosynthetic process. Lineage: Eukaryota; Fungi; Ascomycota; Eurotiomycetes; Eurotiales; Trichocomaceae. The record is from RefSeq and is a predicted model, not a curated record.
GAGGAGCUAUUCUUCACUCAAUUUGACUUGUGACAGACUUUUACUUAUAACUUGUGCUAGCUGCAGGGAUUUAUUAGCCUUAUUGGUAUACUGUUACCCAUUGUCUCUGUCUUUCUAUUUCAAAGAGGUUCGAGGCUCUCCUUCGAGAUCUAGCCAUCUAUGCUUCAAGUCCCGCUUCGGGAACAGCCCAACAACAACAAUAUGGCUUCCACAAAGGCCGUGAUCCUGGUCGGUGGUCCCUCUCGAGGCACUCGUUUUAGGCCACUGUCUUUGGAUGUGCCCAAGCCCCUAUUCGAAGUCGCCGGUCAUCCAAUCAUUUCACACUCCCUCAAAGCCGUCGCCAAAGUUCCUGGUCUUCGCGAGGUCAUCCUUGUUGGAUAUUACGACGAAUCGGUCUUCCGAGACUUCAUCAAGGAUGCCAGUAAAGAAUUUCCACACCUGCGCAUUCAGUAUCUGCGAGAAUAUACCGCGUUAGGUACCGCCGGCGGCCUCUACCAUUUCCGCGAUGCCAUUUUGAAGAAUAAACCGGAGCGGUUUUUCGUCUUGAACUCUGACGUCUGCUGCUCCUUCCCAUUGGGGGAGAUGUUGAAGCUCUUUGAAGAAAAGGAUGCCGAGGCUGUGAUUCUGGGAACACGAGUUAGCAACGAAGCUGCUACGAAUUUCGGUUGUAUUGUCUCGGACGCGCAUACGAAACGUGUCUUGCAUUAUGUCGAGAAACCAGAAUCUCACAUUUCCAAUUUGAUCAAUUGCGGCGUAUACUUGUUCGCUACCGAAUGCAUUUUCCCUUCGAUUCGCAGCGUUAUCAAACGCCGUGCUACCCGGCCGCGACUCUUGUCGUACCCUUCGUCAGAUAAUCUCGACUCUUCAUUCAUUGCCGAGGAUGACGAUGCCGAGAAACCAGAAGUCCUUCGCUUAGAGCAGGAUAUUCUUUCUGAUUUGGCCGACAGCAAUCGAUUCUUCGUCCACGAAACGAAGGACUUCUGGCGUCAAAUCAAGACUGCCGGAUCUGCAGUGCCCGCCAACGCGUUGUAUCUACAAAAAGCCUUCCAGGCUCAAUCAGAAGAACUCACUCCCCCUUCAGCUUUUAUUGUGCCGCCGGUCUAUAUCCACCCUACAGCUCAAGUUGAUCCCACCGCGAAGCUGGGUCCGAACGUGUCUGUUGGACCCAGAGCCGUUAUUGGUGCUGGUGCUCGUGUGAAGGAAGCGAUCAUUCUGGAAGAUGCGGAAAUCAAGCAUGACGCAUGUGUUUUGUACUCUAUCAUCGGUUGGGGUAGUCGUGUUGGUGCCUGGGCACGUGUGGAGGGUACACCGACACCGGCAGGCAGCCAUUCGACGAGCAUUAUCAAGAAUGGAGUCAAGGUGCAGAGUAUUACGAUAUUGGGUAAGGAGUGUGGUGUGGGUGAUGAAGUACGAGUACAAAACUGUGUCUGUUUGCCGUAUAAAGAAUUGAAACGGGAUGUCACGAACGAGGUUAUCAUGUAGAUCGUCUUGUCGACUCUCAUGGAAUUAUUGUCCAAGAAAAUGUCUGGUUAAAAGUAAUACCUAGUUCAAUCUAAUUACUUCAGCAUUCAUAACGAAUCUGUAUGGAUGCUUAAUAUCAACUUUUUAUCAAUUUCCCAUUCUAACCAUAGACCGAAAACACCUUCAAAUACCAAAAACGCCAAUCAUGAUAUAACGAAACCCAGUCUAAAUAACUCCUUGAAAACAACAACUAUCCCCUAUAACCAUACCCACCCUCGUCGUAGGUCGUCCGUUGAGGCCUGAACGCUUCAUAUCCCGUCUGCUGCCCAUCGAACCGGGUGUGUAACGGCGAGUAAGGGGUCUGUCUCGUCGCAGCUGCUGACGCCCACCUCAUGCCGGUCGCAGGGGGAACAUCUGGAAUACCAUCGUAAUAUUCCACAUCAUGGUCUUGAGGCUGAAAUUGCUGUCUCUGCUGCUGUUGUGGAUGUUGAUAUUGUUGUUGUUGUAUGGCCAUAGUAUCAUCAUGUCGAACCGUUCCAAGCGCAUUAUAAACAUCCGCUCGUGUAGUAUUCGUAUCUGGAUGAGUCUCUUCGUGAGCGACAACCGCAGUCGCAAGAGGGAUAGCACUCUCAUUCCUCGUAUGCAACUUGUAAUCCUGCCCGUAAGUACUAUUCCCAUUCAUCGAAUCGUAUUCUUCCAGAAGUAGUAGGUUUCUCUGAUCUUUCCUUGCGACGCCAUCGAUAACGGCAUGGAUGAAUGUAAAUGCCAUUGCAACUACCGUAAACGAGAAAAGGGUCUUGUAUAAUCGACAGACCAUCACCCCAGUUGAUGUGCCCCAUGAAUUGACGUCGCAGGUUGUGCGUAAUGUGCCCCGCAUGCUAUACCCCAGAAAUCCGAGGGAGAGCGUCCAGAGGAUGAAGAGGAUCACAUUUAUGGUUAGGGAGAACAUGGGUCGGAGACUGUUGCGGGCGUAGAGGAGGGUAGUGAGGAGGAGGUUGAUGAGGGUGAGGAAGCAUGUUAUUAUGAU